AUGAACGAAUCAGGCGAAAAUGCCCUGUUUCGGAAAAAUGGCGUGCCCAAAUUUCAGACGCACGAAAUGGAAAAGGAAGGGGACACUGAUUUGCCCACGUUCUCGGAGGCCCCGGAAAUAAGCUCCAAAAUUUACGACAACAUCCUCGAGUUGGACUCCCUCACGACUUCCCACUUGCGCGCAGAAGCGGGGAAUUCAGUUCUCUCCGGAGGAAACGGUAACGCACUGACUGCUUGUGGAGAAGUGCAAGCACAUGCAGAUGAUUACCCAGGCAUCCAAGAAGUGAAUGAAAAUCCACAUUCGAAUAAAAAGGAGGGAGUGGGCGAAGAACAAUUCGUGGGGGAACCCCAAGACAAUCACCCCGCUCUUUCAAUCCCAAACCUUGAAGAACUAGGAAUGGCUACGAGAAGGGGAUUCAUGCAGGAGUUGAUCCAGGAAACGCACAAAAAUACGUUGGAGCACAAGCAGACCAACUUUUUAUGCCUUGAAGAGAUUUUGAAGAAGAUGGACCUGAUGAUACAGCUGCAAAUGAAAAUAACCCAGUCGGUUGCUUCCCACCGGGAGGAGCGCCAGCUGUUGUUUCAGCAUAUUUACGAGCUGAAAAAACAAGUCGCUGACAAGGCCUUCAACUCCCUGUGCAACAAGGACCUCGCUAGACGAUGCGUCCAAUCUGCUCAAACAACGCAAAAGAAAGAUAUCGCACAUUCCAAAACGAAGCCAACAUCAUGCGUGGAGUUACAAAGGGAAAAAUAUAAUCCGACACAGAACUUCGAUGUGUUCACAAAGGGAACCAAGAAUACACGUCUGUUCUUUUUUCACUUAAGUGAGUUGGAAGAAUGCGUGUACUCCUUCACUCACUUUUGUAGAGACAUGUCUACUCGGAUUUGUCCUUCGCCUGAGGGGGGGUGUAUUCAUUCCGAUUUGCUUGACCAGGGGUUUUUUUCCUUCCUGAGGGACCCCCAAGCAAUGCGACUAAUUAGGGACCUCGAAAAGAACCUAACAAGGAUAAAGAGUAUGUGCAUGCAGAACUAA
This is a messenger RNA of Plasmodium knowlesi strain H, 1032 nucleotides long. RefSeq names its product conserved Plasmodium protein, unknown function. The transcript has 5 exons. Lineage: Eukaryota; Apicomplexa; Aconoidasida; Haemosporida; Plasmodiidae. The record is from RefSeq and is a predicted model, not a curated record. Bases 1 to 1032 code for a protein of 343 amino acids.